This is a messenger RNA of Corythoichthys intestinalis (scribbled pipefish), 1459 nucleotides long. RefSeq names its product growth arrest-specific 2b (gene gas2b). Gene Ontology annotation, biological process: actin crosslink formation. Gene Ontology annotation, cellular component: actin filament. The record is from RefSeq and is a predicted model, not a curated record. The transcript has 8 exons. Gene Ontology annotation, molecular function: cytoskeletal adaptor activity; actin filament binding; microtubule binding. NCBI's taxonomy places the organism in Eukaryota, Metazoa, Chordata, Actinopteri, Syngnathiformes, Syngnathidae. The coding region runs from base 116 to 1459 and encodes 447 amino acids.
GGUCAUGUGUGCAUGCUGCUUGGAGAAUCGGGAGUGCAAAUUCUGAUGAAGAGGUAAACCUUCAGCAAAAUCCAUCUGCGAUUACCAUCAGCCCUUUCCGACAAUUUAAGACUGCAUGGAUGGUGAAGUGGAAUCAAUGAAAACAAGGGCUGAGAGUCCUGUGAGUCCGCUGACAGGGUUGGGGAUGAGCUGUCUCGUUGGGCAGCGGCAUCGUUAUGGGCCAGGCAUGGUCAGUCCUCAGGAGUACAGCGAGUGGCUACCGUAUCGCCAUGAUGCCAGCCUGAUGCCUAUGAAAGAAGACCUGGCACUUUGGCUUAACUCCAUCAUGGGUGGGGACCUGACUGCUGACAGUCUAAUAGAAAGACUGGACAAUGGCGUUGUGCUUUGUCAACUGGCUCAGUUUCUCCAAGACAAGAUGAGCCACAACAGUAAAGGCAAGCCCUUCACAAGAAGAGUCAUCCAUUGGCGAGCUGAUGCAACUUCAGGAUCAUUUUUUGCCAGAGACAACACAGCUAAUUUUCUGUAUUGGUGCCGCAAGAUUGGUAUCGAAAGGUCCCACCUUUUUGAGUCAGAGGAUUUGGUCCUCCAUAAGCAACCGAGGGAGGUAUGCCUUUGCCUGAUGGCGCUGGGACGCAUGGCCGCCAGGUAUGGAGUGGAGCCUCCAGGCCUUGUGAAGUUGGAGCGAGAGAUAGAAAAGGAGGAGGCAGGGAGUCUGUCUCCAUUGUCUUCACUACCUUUCUCGUUUUUUCCUCCCCCGGAGCAUUGCUCACUAUCACAUUCAAGCGAGCCCCCAACCCCGCCCCCUGCUUCUCCACCAGUGGCCCACACUCCAAGUUCAACCUGUCUCUCUGAAGCCCACAUCACACCCCUCACGUCUGAUCUUCCAUCAGCCACUGCAGAUCUAAUGCCCACAUGUUUAUCCCACUUGCAGUCCAUCCUCUCUCCUCAGAAACUCUGCACAACCACAGCUUCAACACAAACCCCUUUGUGUCCCAAUGACACAUCUGCUGCCCCUAAAAGCAAAACCCAGGUGGCUUUUGCAACAAGACCGCCCGCACCCUCCCGGACACCAAACCUGAAACAUCACUUCAGCAAAUCCGCGACUAAAAAGAGCACCGGGACGAGCAACAUUUUGGACGACACUGUGAGAAACAUUAUUGAAAAUCCACCUUGCAGCUGUCCAAACAGGUUCCCUGUUGAAAAGCAGCCAAAGAGCUGUUAUCGAGUGGGGGAUAAAGUUCUUUAUAUACGGAUGCUGAAUGAACGUCACGUGAUGGUGCGUGUGGGUGGAGGAUGGGAGACUUUUUUAAGCUACCUACAGAAACACGACCCCUGCAGAGGAGGCCCAGGGGGCAGAUCUGAAGUCAGAAGCUAUCGGAACAAAGUCAAAUCACUCAAUUUGAACAUGUCACCUGACAGCUACAUGGUGGUCAACGCCCAUUAUCGUGGAAAGAAGUAG